Ceutorhynchus assimilis (cabbage seed weevil) is the source of this 2973-nucleotide messenger RNA. NCBI's taxonomy places the organism in Eukaryota, Metazoa, Arthropoda, Insecta, Coleoptera, Curculionidae. The record is from the annotation of a GenBank genome assembly.
AAAAAAACCGCGAACAACAGAGUUGUCAAACCGCCAAAAUGGUGAAAAAACAUCGAAAUAUUCUCGAUUGAGUGGAAACAACAUUGGAAGUGUGUAUUCAAAUAGCGCACGGCGCAUCCCUUUCAUCGGGCGACUUACCGUAUAUUCCCGAUCAAUCGCACAGCGAGAAAACACAUUUACCCAGAGCGCCGAACGAUUCCACACCGACCACCCGGACCACCAGCACAACCAAGCGGGAGAAAAAAAUAUACAAGACAGGCGCAGGGCGCGCUUUCGUUCCGUUCGUGCGAAUUUAAAAAUAGAAAAAUGAGUAGAUAUUUAUCCUAAUUUAGAAAAUUGGGUAGGUAUUUUUUAAUUGAAGUUUCUUUCCUUUCCAAAAUUUAAAUUUUAUUUUCUUGCUUGGUUUUUGGAGGCAGUGCGCGCGCACGAGCGCACUUAUUGAGAAGCCGCCCCUGGAGAAUAAGUUUGGCUUUCGUUUUUUGAUCAUCGGCAACUGAUGCUGCUUCAGUAGCCACAGGUUCAGUCUCAAUAUAUUUCGCAAGACAUUCAAGAACCAGAAAAUUUUGGGCCGCGAAUGCCCAAUCAUCAUAAUUUUCGCGCCCUUUUAAUUUAGGUACGUUUACCAAAGGUGGGUUCGGGAUGACUGUUCUAUAAACUCCAAGUGCACUAAACACUCCCGAUGCGUUCGGGUAUGGUCAUUUUAUGCUAAAAGAGUAACUCCAUUUGCGUUCGGCUAGGACGCGUGGGAGUCAAAAGAGCUGACUCCGAAAGCACCACCUUUUCAAUAGCAAGCGCCAGAGCGGGCAUGCGCAGUGUUUUUGUUUUCGUGAUAUCUAACCCCAAACCGGCCAAAGGAAACCCCAUUUUUUUAUAUACGUUUUUCGACUACACUUGUCUAGUUUGGAUGUUUUGAAAUUUCGAACUAUUUGAACCAGAAGCGCUUAUUUUUGUAAUUAGCCAGGCUAUUGGAAAGUUUUUUAAACGCAUCGGAAGUAGCAAGAAUGGCCAUGGACAUAUCUGAACAAACCUAUGUGGUUGUAGUUGACGAAGAAGGAAGACCAAUAAUUACAGCAGAAAACAAUAUUUUACUCUGUGAUAAGGCUACCCAGGGACUUUCAUCAAUACCAUUUACCGUAAACAUAGCAAAUGAAUUUGGAAUUGCCUAUCCACUGCAAAAGCCAUGUGAACAGCAAGAAAACGAACCUUCAACUUCAAGUGCUGCUGAAACCCCAAUCACUGAAACCAAUGAAGAAAAUUCCAAGAUUUGGAACACAGAAAAUACAUUAUAUCUGAUCGACACGGUUCAAAAAUUUGACAAGCAAUUUUCAUCUGGAGUCAAAAAAAAUGUUUGGCUCAAAGUAGCAGAAUGCUGUAAGCAUCUGCACAAAACUUUAAAUGCAAAACAUUGUGAGACAAAGUGGAAAUCCCUAAUCCGCACUUAUAAAAAUAUUUUAUUGAGCAAUAAUACCUCUGGACAAAAAAAGAGGUAUUGGGAGUUCUUUGAUGUAAUGCAUGCUAUAAUGUUCAAGAAACCUGAAAUUACACCUGUUGCUACCUGUAGUAGCUUACGUGGACUACGUGUUCCCGAUCCUGAAGAGAAAAGCAAACAAAAUGAAAGUAAAAACCAAAUUAAUGUAGAGGAAAACAACGAAAUUGACAACAGCAAAAGUGAAAUUGAUGAGGAAAGUGGAAAAGAGAAUUUUGAAAGCGAAUUUUCAAAGAAACGAAAGCGAAAAAAUUCAGAAGUUGAAAAAAGACACAGAGACAAGAUGCAGAGAUUGGAUAGAUUUAAUGAAUUAUUUGAAAAAAUGAUCGAUAAGCUCCCUGAAAAAUAAUAUUCAAAUGCGAACUUCCAUUGCAUUUUUUUUUCACCAGUCAAAGUAGUUGCACCACUUUGGGAAUCUUUCAUCCUUUCAAUUUGACAAUGGGAGUCUAAUCUGUAGUUUGAGUAUAUCCUAUCCAAAAUCCGAAGUCCAAAGGUAUAGGUAAAUUUAUCACCUUUCCCUAUCAAAUAGCACUGGAAGGUGAUACAUUUUAGCUUUACCUUUGGGCAUCAGAUUUUGAAUAGAUAUGUUGGAUUUUGUAGCAAAUGUAUGUGAAUAUAGUCUUAAGGAGAGUUUAUUUUGAGUUAGUUUGUUAUAAACUUGUUUUUAUGAAAUGUAGGUAGAGGGUGGGAUGUAAUAGAGGCUUUUUUUGAGUUUAAACAUUGUUAAGUUUAUUUAUUAAUAUUAUUGGCUAACUUGAACAUUAUUGCUGCAAAACCCCAGGUUUAUUUCAAAUAAAUUAAAUAAAUAACAAUUAUUUUUUUAUUUAAUAAAAUAUACAAGACUGGUUAGAAGAGUAUAGAUAUACAGAGUGGCAAAAAAGUAAUGCAUACAACCUGUAGCUUUUAAGGACCUCUUUUCAUAUAAAGAUAAUAAAAAAGUUACAGGUAUUAUGCGUUACUUUUUUGCCAGUCUGUAUAGCAAAAUGUUUGUGAAAGUAGUGUCCAUAAGCUAGAAAAAUGAAAAAAAAAAAAUGAAACUACAUCUAGGUUUAAAUAUUUAGAAGGAUAAAGGAAAUGUUAUGUUUUGGAAAUUAUAUUUACAGUUUAUCUUCGUAUAAUUAUUGGUAAACUAUUUACAAUAUUAUUGCGCUUGAUUAUGGCCUGAUUGGGGAUAUUCUCUAUAUCAAUUUCAAUUGCAUUCUCUGGAUUAUUGAGAACCUCUUCUCUCCUAACUUCAUCCAAAUCAAUAAUAUCCUCGAAUGAAUCGCCAUUUAAAAUACAAAUAUUGUGCAGUAUGCAGCAACUCAUUAUAUUUAAACAUGAUAAGUCCAUCCGGACAGUUUCCAGAAAUUUUAAUUUUCGAAAACGUCCUUUCAGUAACGCGAGUGCAUUUUCUAUUUUAACCCUUAUCUUACUUAAAACUACAUUGAAGUUUUUUUGUCUUAAGGUUAAAUGCCCAUUAUCCUUAAAUCCAACAAGUAAGUUAA